UAUCGUGUCGUAUUAGCUUUUAACAAAGUUGAUUUUUCCUCUCAAACACUAAAAAAAUACUCACUCUUUCGUAUCCUUCUCUCACCUUCUCUAAUCUCCAGUUCUCGACUGUACACAAAACCCUCUGAAAUUCCAUCUGCCAUAACUAGGUUUUGAAAAUCCCCAAAUUUCGAAAUCAAUUCACAUCAAAUUAACCAAAAAUCCAAACCUAUGGAUAGCGCAUUAGCAAGUGCCGCUGCAAUCGGCGAUCAGAGGCAGAAAAUCGAACAAUAUCGUCACAUUCUCUCUACUGUGUUAUCCUCCAAUGAUGUUUCUCAAGCCAAAAAGUUCAUCGAUCACAUGUUGUCGGAUGAUGUUCCGCUGGUGGUUUCGCGGCAGCUUUUGCAGAGUUUUACGCAAGAAUUAGGGAAGUUGGAGGCCGAACUUCAGAAGGAAAUUGCUCAUUAUACCCUUCAGCAGAUUCAACCUCGCGUUGUUUCUUUCGAGGAGCAGGCCCUAACCAUCAGGGAAAAGCUGGCUGAGUUGUAUGAGUCUGAGCAACAAUGGUCAAAAGCAGCUCAGAUGCUCAGUGGAAUUGAUUUGGAUUCUGGAAUGAGAGGGAUUGAUGAUUCCUACAGGCUAUUAAAAUGUGUUCAGAUUGCCCGUUUGUAUCUUGAGGAUGAUGAUGCUGUAAAUGCUGAAGCUUUUAUCAACAAAGCAUCUUUCCUGGUCAGCAACAGCCAAAAUGAAGUAUUAAAUUUGCAAUAUAAGGUUUGUUAUGCAAGGAUCCUAGACUUGAAAAGAAAGUUCUUAGAAGCAGCACUACGAUAUUAUGACAUAUCUCAGAUUGAGAAGCGACAAAUAGGAGAGGAGGAAAUUGACGAAGCAGCACUAGAGCAAGCUUUAUCAGCUGCUGUCACCUGCACGAUAUUGGCUGGUGCUGGGCCCCAACGUUCUCGGGUUCUUGCUACAUUGUACAAGGAUGAACGUUGCUCAAAGUUAAAGAUCUAUCCAAUACUGCAGAAGGUUUAUCUAGAAAGGAUUCUGAGAAAACCUGAGAUCGAUGCAUUUGCAGAAGAAUUGAAACCACAUCAGAAAGCACUUUUGCCCGACAAUUUUACUGUGCUUGAUAGAGCAAUGAUUGAGCACAAUCUUCUAAGUGCUAGUAAACUUUACACGAACAUAAGCUUUGGUGAAUUGGGUACAUUGCUUGGCAUCCCUCCUCAUAAGGCUGAGAAGAUUGCUUCAAAAAUGAUAUAUGAAGAUCGAAUGAGGGGCUCAAUUGAUCAGGUGGAAGCUGUCAUACAUUUUGAAGACGACACAGAGGAACUGCAACAGUGGGACCAGCAGAUAGCUGGCUUAUGUCAAUCCCUUAAUGAUAUCCUUGAUGGCAUGGCGAAGAAAAUUUAUCAAAUUCCUGUUUAAUCAGGAUGCAAUUCAGUCACAGCUGCUGGAAUUGUUGAGGCUGAAGACUUUUGGCAUGACAAUUUAAUUCGUAUAUUGCAGUUGCUCCUGCAUUUGCAUACAAGAGCAAUCAGCUUCUUUGGUUGGGCUUUUCUUCUUUGGGGAGAGAAGGCGCUAGAUAGGGUGUAUAGAAAUCUCACUUGAUGAAACUGAUUCUAACUUGUCAAGGAAGUCAUCAUUUUGCUAAGAUCCUGUCUUCCUUUUUUAAACUCGCUUGUCCAUCUGCUUCUGGUGGACAGUAUCAAUACAAAUUGUUUCAUUUGCACAGAAAGUUCCUGAAUUUUAUUCUUGUCAACCAAUUUUGGUUGUCAAUUUUUCUACUACUUGUUUUCCGGUUGACAAAUUGAAUGCAUUUGGGAAAUUAUCAGUUGUUCCAGGUUUUGUAUUGUAUUGGAUUUUUUGUUGGAUGAUAUCCUCCUCCAAUUGAUGAAAAUUAUGGUGUCAAACAAAGUUAUUUCA
Chenopodium quinoa (quinoa) is the source of this 1902-nucleotide messenger RNA. RefSeq names its product COP9 signalosome complex subunit 4-like. Gene Ontology annotation, cellular component: COP9 signalosome; cytosol. The coding region runs from base 211 to 1404 and encodes 397 amino acids. The transcript has 14 exons. The record is from RefSeq and is a predicted model, not a curated record. NCBI's taxonomy places the organism in Eukaryota, Viridiplantae, Streptophyta, Magnoliopsida, Caryophyllales, Amaranthaceae.